This is a messenger RNA of Drosophila willistoni, 756 nucleotides long. RefSeq lists its product as uncharacterized. The record is from RefSeq and is a predicted model, not a curated record. NCBI's taxonomy places the organism in Eukaryota, Metazoa, Arthropoda, Insecta, Diptera, Drosophilidae. The coding region runs from base 240 to 668 and encodes 142 amino acids. The transcript is spliced from 2 exons.
AAUGAGCCAUUAAACGUUGUCUAUAGUCACUCUGUCUCUCUCUUCCUCCCUGACUUGAUAGCGGAAAUUGAAUACGGAGGCAAUCCAAGCGGAUGCAGCAGGAAAUCGCAUCAGCAUCAGGUAACUGUGCUACUAUCCCAGAAACCAGAUACAGAGAAAGAGAGGGGAAAAAAUACAUCGUCAACGGAAGUCUUAGGCCAUAAUGCCCCUUGCGCCUGAAUAGCUGAGCUGAGCAUAGCAUGGGCUGCUCGAACACCAAGUCCAGUACCUCUAUUGACGAUACCAAAGCACCAGCUGCACUCUCUCCUGCGCCAGCGCCAGCGCCAGUUUCAGCUAAAUACGACAAGAAAAUGGAUUCAGCACGAAGGGAAUACCCUGCUUCGGAAGCUUUUACCAUACCUUUGGAUAACGAGCUCCAAUCAGAUGUGCCCCUAAACGAGACCCUACGACAGCCACCCAAACGGAUACAACAACUCAUGGAGGAGGCAGCCAGCGUUGAGCCAUUGACUCUGGAGGAACUGGAGGAUAAACAGCAGAAGGCCGAACAAAGACGUCAGGAAUUGAUGCAACAAAAAUUGGAAAUUAUACAAAAGAAUGCCCAAAUGCUAAUGCGGGGACAUAGCACGGAUGGCGGCGCCGCCGAUCAGAAGGAGGAGCAACAAGAGUAAUCAUUUAAACAUCAUUAACUUUUUGAUAGAAACAGAAAAACACAGCACCUCGUAGUAUUUAAGGUUUGAAAUACAUUUGAAACAAGUU